UGUCUUACGGGACGGGACCAGUCACAGUCAAGACAACAUCUUACAGGAGUACUUUUGUUCAUGCUUGAAAAUAUGUGGUUUGUUCAUGGCAUUUAAAUCAUCAUAAUCACUGUGGAAGAAGCGAUCUGAAGUUACCUGCGGGGGACUGACGCAUGGGACGUAAAGGGAUGUGAGGAGGUGGAGGUCCAGGGAUGCUACCAGUCUGCUCUACUCAUGCGUUCAGCCAUUUCAGUCAGUUUGACAGGUAUCUGAGCCAACACAGUAAUACGCCCGAAGAGGACGAUGAGACCAUGAGCACACAGCAUCUGCCCUCAGACCCCCCAACCCAUGACUCAGACUUUCAGGGUCCAGAAUCCACUCAGGUCCUGUUCAGAAACCUAGACCAGGACCCCAGACACCCUGAGAUGGCUCAGCAUAGGCACUUUAGCCCAUAUGCUCCCAUCUAUGGAGGUCCAACGCCCUUCCACAGCCAGGCAGAUGAGUUCUGGACCCAAAGCCACAGUACCACAAGCUGCUGCUGCUACUCGGGACCACCCGAGCACCACAGCAGUCUGCCUCCCCGGCUGAGUCUCAAAGAGUAUGCGUCAUGUUCAGAGGAGAGCUGCAUGUCUUCCUGUCACAAGUCCCUCAGCUCACUCCCUAGUGGCCACAGCAGCAUCAUGGGUAGCCUGGAGCAGCCACUCUCUCUCCACUCCCUUCCCCCUUCAUCCGAGUUUGGACACCACACAUUGUCGCCAUAUUCCUGCUUACCACAAGAGGUGCCGUGCUGUGCCCAGUGCCCACCAGAACAGUUCAACAGGGGGGCAACAGUCAAUAAACCUGCGUGGCCUCAGUACCAUCCAGGACCCAGGCCGAUUUAUCCUGGUGAUUUCCAACACCCUGCUCCUGCUUACACACACAUUGGAAACAAUCUUCAGGCCAAAGAGAAAACUUCUUCUUUGAGUGCACCACUGUCACUGGAACAGCGGAGAGUGUUUGUGACCUAUGAGGCCGACAGCGACAAACACGUCAACGAGGUCAUCAGCUUUGUUGCUUUGCUGCGGCACAACGGCUUUGACACUCAUAUUGACAUUUUUGAGCAGCAGUUCAGGAGCAUAAGCAAAAUCGACUUUAUGGAACGGUAUCUCAGUGAGAAAGAAUACCUGAUCAUCAUCAUCAUCAGCCCAAAGUACUACAGCACAGUGACUGCUCCCCCUGUGGGCCAAGAGCAAGAUGAGCGCACCUUCAAUACAGUCUACAUCCACAAACAGCUACAAAACGAAUUCAUCCAGAAUGGGAGCAAGAAUUUCCGCUUCAUCCCAAUUUUAUUUCCUGGAGCUAAAAGGUGUCACGUCCCAGCCUGGCUUCAAAACACAAAUGUUUACUCCUGGCCCAGAGAUCGUGAUGACAUCCUGCGACGGCUCAUGAGAGUGGAGAAGUACAACCCUCCUCCCAUUGGAGAUCUUCCCACCAUCGUCUCUAUCCCCAUUUAGACAGAACAUGCACUGGAUUAUCCACAUUAUGUAUUGGAUUGUUUUAAUUUUGGCACAUUUUUUGUGGUGAGGAACUUCUGUCGUUGACCACCAUCGAGAACAUUAGCUAUAAUGGCAAAAUUAACCUGCUGUAUACAAGCAUUGAGCUACUCACCUAUGUUCAAAAUGGGCAGAAAAUGGGCAGAAUAUUAUUUAUCCUGGAUUACAAGCACAAUGCAGCAACUCAUUUAAUGACAAAAAAUGUCUUGGUCUGAAAACUUGAAACAUGUGAAACUGCAAGUCCUGCUACCUAUGAUUUAUCAGUACUGUGUGCUGUGGUGCAUUCAAUGUAGCUUUACUUUGAAUAAAUAUAUACAAU
Molecule: messenger RNA, 1830 nt
Organism: Periophthalmus magnuspinnatus
Lineage: Eukaryota; Metazoa; Chordata; Actinopteri; Gobiiformes; Gobiidae
Gene: traf3ip2l
Product: TRAF3 interacting protein 2-like
Exons: 10
Coding region: 192-1472 (426 amino acids)
Biological process (GO): humoral immune response; positive regulation of canonical NF-kappaB signal transduction
Source: RefSeq, a predicted model, not a curated record